CGGUAAAGUUUACAAUUAUGAUGCGAAAUACGAGUUAAACCGGAAAAAAAACAGCUCGUUUUUGUCGAGGAAUUUACCGUCAGUGUUCGUUGAGCUUAAUAUUAUUUAAAUGCAGGAUGUGUUCCGUGUCUUUGGGCAGUUUUUAGCGUUUGUUGCUUUUAUUUCUUUUCGCCUGAACCGGUGUAAAUAAACAUGGAGCCGACAGACAGCGACAACACAGACCGUCUCCAACUCCCAGACGCUGCUGGUCGUUGCGCAGAACGGCGCAACUGGGCUGGAUUCUGGCUUCUCGGGUUGUGCAACAACUUUGCCUAUGUGGUUAUGCUGAGUGCCGCCCAUGACAUCCUCAAGAAACAAGAGUCAGAGAACGCCACAGCGUCUAGUUCAGUCACGCUGACUGUGGACUUCCAAGCCGGGAACAGCAGCAACAGCAGCCGCUAUGACUGCAACCCUGUCUCUACUGCGGCUGUGCUGUUGGCCGACAUCCUUCCAACUCUCGUCAUCAAGUUGUUUGCUCCUUUUGUGAUCCACAAACUGCCCUAUGGCUUCCGAGUGCUGUUCUGUGUCAUCAUGGCAGCAACAAGUUUCCUCCUCGUGUCCUUCUCCUCGGCUGUGUGGAUGAGUAUUCUCGGCGUGAUCUUUGCCAGUGUCAGCGCUGGACUGGGAGAACUGUCCUUCCUCUCUCUCACUGUGUACUUCAACAGGGAUGUACUGGAAGGUUGGGGCUCAGGUACGGGUGGCGCUGGUGUUGCUGGUGCCCUCCUCUACUCAGGUCUCAUCCAAGCCGGCCUCUCGCCCCAGAUUACACUUCUCAUCAUGCUGGUUGUCCCGGUUGCUAUGGUGGUGAGCUAUUUCUUCCUGCUGGUUCCUCCACCUUCAUUUCCUCAGUGGAGGAGCAGCGAUGCUGAAUAUACACCUGUGACCUCAGAGGACAGACGGCAGCUGCUGGAUGAUUCAGAAGAAGGUGAGCAGGUGAAGUCAACCACAGAAAACAGGACCGCCGGCUCUCUCACCUUCCCAGAGAAACUGCUUGUCAUCAAAGGCUUACUGAAGUUUGUGUUCCCCCUGGGACUGGUCUACUUUGCGGAGUACUUCAUCAACCAGGGCUUGAUGGAGCUCCUGUUUUUCCACAACUCUGUCCUGUCACAUGCGGCGCAGUAUCGCUGGUACCAGACGCUCUACCAGGUCGGUGUGUUCUUGUCUCGGUCCUCCCUGCGCUGUGUAAAGAUCAGGAAGCUGUGGGCUCUCUCUCUGCUACAGGUGGUGAACGCAGUGUUCCUCCUGUUCGCUGUACGCUACCAGUUCCUGCCCAACGCCUGGCUGGUGUUUGCUAUCAUCCUCUAUGAGGGUCUGCUGGGUGGAGCCGCAUAUGUCAACACCUUCUUUUUCAUCAGCAAGGAGACUGAGGACAGAUACAGGGAGUUCGCUAUGGCUGCUGCCAGCGUAGGAGACAGUCUGGGCAUAGCUCUGGCUGGACUCGCAGCCUUCCCCGUCCACACAUACUUCUGUUCCCUAUGACUGAGCCCACGCACUGACCAGCAGGAUGAAUAAGCAAGACGUGGGUGCAUUGCAUUUGAUGGAUUUCUUUUUUAUUUAUUUUUUAAUCUGAAAUGGGUUACAGACUGAUGUGGAAAAAAAAGCAGACUUCACUCCUACGUAAAAACAUUGAUUCCACAUACUGUAUAUAAUGCUGAUUUAUAAUCGUCAGCAAGUGAACCUUACAGAAUGAUGUGGACCGACUUAUUAAUUCAUCUCUUUUACCAUCAACCGCUGAUCACUACGUCGUGGAGUACGCAUGCUGUGAGUGGCAGUUAUCAGAUGAUGUCCUGAAAGAAGUCAGACAAGCUGAUUAAGCUGUCAUAACAAUGCAGAGAAUGUUGUUUUAAAAGAAACACUGGCACAUAAUACUUUCUCUGCAGCUCCUUCACAAGAAAAGCUUCUGGUUCGGUGUGAAAGCAGGACAGGAAAUGUUCAAGUCUUCAGCAGCCAUCACUUGGCAAAAUGAACAAGUGUAGUAUUAACACCUCACAUGUAAAAUAAACAAACCCGGAGACAUAAUAAGAAGAACAUUAACAGCUUUUCCUGUGGAUUACCUCUGAAUGGCAUGACAGACUGGUGCUUAGCAUAGUGUUUGAUUAGCAUUUGCAGUAUUUGAAGAUGCAUACCAGUGAAGGCUUAUCUGGCUGGGAAUCAACCGCGCCCCAAACACACCAUCAGGUUAACCACAUCAUAGAGUUUGAAGGGUUUCUUGUUAACCGACAGCAGACACCAACACUAGAGUCAACUUUACGAUAAAAGCUGUUAUUUUACUGACCUCACUUUUACUCACCUUACAUUUAUUUGCAAUAAUGAAGUCUUCAGAAUGAGAACUGUUGCCCUCUGACUGCCACUCAGAGCUGAAUUUAUACGAAAAAAUACCAAAAAUGGUACUAAAAUGAGAGUUAGUAAAGUCCUCAGGUGACGACACUUGUGAUUCUAACUUGUUUUGAAUGUUUUAUUUCUGUUUACAUGGGAUCUCUGUUGUGCCAUUAUCACGUUUUAAUGUUAUGUCCUCAAUACUGUGACACGACCAAAGAGCCCAACCACUGAUUACUGACCGUUGGAGCAACAUUACAACAUCAUUUUUGGCUUAACAUAGUCGAACUUAUAGUAACACAGCUGCCUGUCAGAACUGAAGGAAUUCUUUUCUUUUAAUACAACAGCUAGAACCUUGUAGAUAAAACUUUUAUGGUGCCUUCUUAACUCCAAAAUUAAUUCAGGUUAUUUCUGAACUAACUGACUUGUAUUGUUUUUGUAUGUUUUGCUUUUCAAUCACUGGUACAAUUGAAACAGGCCAUUAACUGACGUCACCAAGAAUGCCUUCGAUUAUACGUUUGCGUCAAAGGGAACCAGAGUAUUUUUUAACUGGAUUGAUUUCAUGUAGGGGCUGCAAGGUGGAGCGGUGGUUAGCACUGUUGCCUCGCAGCAAGAAGGUCGCCGGUUCGCGUCCCGGUGAGGACACCCGGGAUCUUUCUGUGUGGAGUUUGCAUGUGGAGGACUGAGCGGUGUAUAGAUGGAUGGAUGAUUUCACGUUUUAUAUACAGUAUUGUAGCGAUCUGGAAAGGUUUUGCAACAACUAGUGCAAUUGUUUUUGUUCAAGGUUUUGCUUUUUUCAUUCCAAAAUCCUUCCUUUUCUGAAGUUUUAUAGUAUUGGAAGUGAACAUGCUUAAAAAUGCGACGCCACAUUAUAAAAAUCAUUGUAAGUAGAUAAUUUAUAGACAUGUCUCGAACAGUGCACAUUCCUACUGACAUUUUAACUACCACGUUAUGCUGCUGAAAUGUCCGCACUUUGUUACGACUCGAUAUCAUUUGUUAAGCCUGUGCUUCAUUGAUCAUGACUUUAACAUGAAUAAAAUGAUGGGGUUUACCUUUCAUUUACUGGA
Molecule: messenger RNA, 3422 nt
Organism: Stegastes partitus (bicolor damselfish)
Lineage: Eukaryota; Metazoa; Chordata; Actinopteri; Pomacentridae
Gene: cln3
Product: CLN3 lysosomal/endosomal transmembrane protein, battenin
Exons: 15
Coding region: 193-1518 (441 amino acids)
Biological process (GO): regulation of intracellular pH; lysosome organization
Cellular component (GO): lysosome; membrane
Source: RefSeq, a predicted model, not a curated record